This is a messenger RNA of Portunus trituberculatus (swimming crab), 1339 nucleotides long. It is a transcript of the gene EMC7, whose product is annotated as ER membrane protein complex subunit 7 homolog. Gene Ontology annotation, molecular function: carbohydrate binding. Bases 92 to 775 code for a protein of 227 amino acids. The transcript is spliced from 3 exons. The record is from RefSeq and is a predicted model, not a curated record. Gene Ontology annotation, cellular component: EMC complex. NCBI's taxonomy places the organism in Eukaryota, Metazoa, Arthropoda, Malacostraca, Decapoda, Portunidae.
GACGACGCUGAGCAGACGACCAAGAGAGGCUGAGGCCCAGUGUCAACAAUCAGAGGGUCUUGUGACUGGCCUCCCUUCAAUUUCUGCAGUCAUGAGAUCCACCGUGCUAGUCCUGUUGACCUGGGUGGCGGUGGUGUACGGGGAGGGUGAGGAUGAUGGAGGAAUGGGGCAGGAGAGGUACAGGAUCGAAGGUCGUGUUAUGAGGCCAGACUCCUCCUUAGUGAGCCCCGCUGAGUGGUUCGCCAACACUAAGGUUUUCACCAACAGCGGCCAUUACGGCUUCCUUAAGGAGGAUGGGACUUUCAUCAUUAACAACAUGCCCUCAGGAUCAUACGUGGUGCAGGUCAUGAACCCAACUUUUAUGUAUGAACCUGUGCGUGUCGACAUCAAUUCCAAGGGCAAGAUCAGAGCUCGCGCUGUGAACCACAUCCAGCCCUCUAAUGUGGUGCAGAUGCCCCACCCUCUGCGGAUGAAGAGCCUGGGUCCCUACCGCUACUUCAUGCAACGGGAGCAGUGGCGUCUUACGGACACACUGAUGAACCCUAUGGUGCUAAUGACUGUUCUGCCCCUGGUGCUCAUGAUGAUCCUGCCCCGCCUCAAUGACCCAGAAACCCGCAAAGAGAUGGAACAGAUACAGAUGCCAAAGAUGGACACCCCAGAACUCUCUGAAAUCAUGACCUCAAUCUUUGGUGGUGGCAGCUCAGGUCAAGGGCAGUGUCAAUCCACACAACCCAAGAUGAGGUCACGGGCCAAUAAACGAAAGGAUAAGUCAUAGUAAAGUUGUUAGUUGUUUUUAGGAUGUUGGUGGUGGUCUUUUAAGGGUGGGUGGGGAGAAAAGACAAGGUCAGUGGUAAUUUAUGUAUGUAUAUCAAUAAAUGGUAUUGUAUUAUUGCAGAAGAUGGUUUUGAGAUGUAUAUGUAGGUAACUUAAAGAACAUUACUUUUAUCUAUAUUUGAACUUUGUUACCCUAGUUCUCAAAGCUUUGAAGAUUUAUGUUGGUGAAGUACGUAUGUAUGUGUGAGUGUGAUGAAAUACACAUUAAAGAUGAAAAAAGCACGUAUGAUGUGUCUGUUGUUUCCAUAAAUAAAAAACCAAAAUUUAAAAAAAAGCUGUUCUUCCCAUUCUAUAAUAUGUUUAUUGCACAAUCAUUAUUUAGGAAGUUAUGCCUUCAGGAGUUACAAGACUGUAUAAAACUAUGAUUGUCUGUUAUUUAAUGCAGAGUAGUGUGAAGAAUAUUUAGAAACUUGUUAUUUAACAUCAUUAUUAAAUGAUUCUUUUAUCUUGCCAAUGCUCUUGAGUGAUAUGUAUCAUUGUUUAAAAUAAAGGUUAACAACAAAAA